GCAGUAGUUGCUUUUUCCUUUUUGUGUGCGUCUGUUAAUGAGACCAGAAAGUAAAGUAAUUGGGAAGUUGGGAAAUAUCAAACUUUUUUAUUACAUUGGAUUUGUAAUAUUUUACAAUGGCGCACAUGUCACAUAUGCUACCACAAGCGUCAACAACGCCAGUCGUUUCAACUGGCAGCUCGUCUCGUACAAUGUCGCUAAUGGAGAAACAAAAAUAUAUCGAGGAUUAUGAUUUCCCUUACUGCGAUGAAAGCAGUAAAUACGAGAAAGUGGCAAAAAUCGGGCAGGGUACAUUCGGCGAGGUUUUCAAAGCACGUGAAAAAAAGAGUAACAAAAAAUUUGUUGCCAUGAAAAAGGUGCUUAUGGACAAUGAAAAGGAAGGCUUUCCCAUCACGGCUCUGCGUGAGAUUCGCAUCUUGCAACUGCUAAAGCACGAGAAUGUGGUCAAUCUCAUAGAGAUAUGCCGCACCAAGGCUACAGUGCACAACGGAUAUAGAUCGACUUUCUAUUUGGUCUUUGAUUUCUGUGAGCACGAUUUAGCUGGUCUGCUGUCCAAUAUGAAUGUUAAAUUCAGUUUGGGAGAAAUUAAGAAAGUGAUGCAGCAGCUGCUCAAUGGACUCUACUAUAUACAUAGUAAUAAGAUUCUACACCGUGACAUGAAAGCUGCCAAUGUGCUGAUCACAAAACAUGGCAUUUUGAAACUGGCCGAUUUUGGUUUGGCCCGUGCAUUUAGCAUUCCUAAGAACGAUUGCAAAAAUCGUUAUACAAAUCGUGUUGUUACCCUGUGGUAUCGUCCGCCGGAAUUGUUGCUCGGUGACCGCAACUAUGGUCCGCCUGUAGAUAUGUGGGGAGCGGGCUGCAUUAUGGCUGAGAUGUGGACUCGUUCGCCCAUUAUGCAGGGCAACACAGAGCAGCAGCAGCUUACCUUUAUAUCACAGCUGUGUGGUUCCUUUACCCCAGACGUUUGGCCGGGUGUCGAGGAGCUCGAGCUGUACAAAUCGAUUGAGCUUCCAAAGAAUCAAAAACGUCGUGUCAAAGAGCGCCUGCGUCCGUAUGUCAAGGAUCCCACUGGUUGCGAUUUGCUAGACAAACUGUUGACUCUGGAUCCAAAGAAACGCAUCGAUGCGGACACAGCACUGAACCACGACUUCUUCUGGAACGAUCCGAUGCCUAGUGAUCUGAGCAAAAUGUUGUCGCAGCAUUUGCAAAGCAUGUUCGAAUACCUGGCGCAGCCGCGUCGCAGCAAUCAAAUGCGCAAUUAUCAUCAGCAGCUGACCACAAUGAAUCAGAAGCCACAGGAUAAUAGCAUGAUCGAUAGAGUCUGGUAGAUUGUAAGCCCUACAUUAAGUUUAGAUAUUAACGUAUACAAUUGUAAUUGCUGCAUAUGCAGCGAUUUGAGGAAUUUCAGAUUCAAAUGUUUAUCAACAAAAAAAUAAAAAAUAUAUACUGUUAGUGCGCAAAACAAGCAGAAGGCUUGAAUGGCAAACAUUUCCAUACAAAACCUAAAA
Molecule: messenger RNA, 1508 nt
Organism: Drosophila mojavensis
Lineage: Eukaryota; Metazoa; Arthropoda; Insecta; Diptera; Drosophilidae
Gene: Cdk9
Product: cyclin-dependent kinase 9
Exons: 4
Coding region: 117-1328 (403 amino acids)
Biological process (GO): protein phosphorylation
Cellular component (GO): nucleus
Molecular function (GO): cyclin-dependent protein serine/threonine kinase activity; ATP binding
Source: RefSeq, a predicted model, not a curated record